Messenger RNA from Bipolaris oryzae ATCC 44560, 462 nucleotides. RefSeq lists its product as uncharacterized. Lineage: Eukaryota; Fungi; Ascomycota; Dothideomycetes; Pleosporales; Pleosporaceae. Bases 1 to 462 code for a protein of 153 amino acids. The transcript has a single exon. The record is from RefSeq and is a predicted model, not a curated record.
AUGGCCUCACACACUCAAACCAUGCCCCUUCCCAUCCGCACAAACACAGUUGAUUCGCAAACAUCAUCAUCAUCGGGCCAAAUCUCUCCACCCUACUCCCCAGCAUCACCAGCAUCUCGCAUGGUAACAUCGCCAACCGAAGAGUCCUUCUUCGGCGCCAUCACAGCGCGAAUCCGCGGUCGCUCACGAAGUCGCUCUCGCGGCGCCCCUUCAGACAGGCAACAAAAGUCGCCGCCCGUAGCCAUGCCACCACACUCACGACAUGCAUCUACCGCCAACUCAACCACUUCGCCAGGUCCAGCAUCUCCACCAGGACAGAGCGCCAGACCGACUCUCCAGGAUACAGGCAGGAGAACUACUAGCGGUAGCGAUCCGUGGAGAGGCCGACACUCAAACGACUGGCUUUUCAACGGAUAUUCCGUCACGGCUUCAGCCAAGGACUUUCUCCAACGACGCAAGUAG